AUGCAUGAUAUCAACUGGAGGUUACUAGCCCUGUCUGCAGUGUUAGCAGUUACUGCUAUUUUCCAGAUGGGCUACACGAACGCAUACCCCAAUACCGCAAUAGGUAGUUUCCGGUUAUUUAUGAAUGAAUCUGCUGAGGAACCAAUGACAAUGUCAAAAAGUGAAUUUGAAUGGGCAUGGUCCGCAAUGUUAGCUGUUUAUUUUAUUGGGUUUGCCACCGGAAGUAUAAUAUCAGCAAGUAUUGCGGAUAGAAUAGGGCGAAAAUGGACUUUAUUCUUGGGAACAUGUGGAAGUUUGCUAUCGGCUAUUAUUGCAUUAUUCGCAAUAAUUUUGAAGAUGUCAAUGAUGUUUGGUUUCUCAAGACUUGUUAUGUCUCUUUCCGCCGCAAUUUCUAUGAAUGGAUUGAUAUUAUUAUUUCAAGAGAGCUCGCCAACCCAUAUGAAAGGUUUGAUCUCAUUCAAUGCGGAAAUGGCUUUCGUUGUGACUAAUCUGAUUGGAGGACUAUUCGGAAUGCAAGCAAUCUUAGGCCAAAAUCUAGUCGGACUUAUAGCAGUUUCCAUAAUACCGUCUUCAAUUGCUUGUUUCUUGUCGGCGUUUCUCAAGGAGUCACCAAAAUAUUUGUUCUUGAAGAAGAAUGAUGCGACAGAAGCUGGAAGAGCACUAAGAUUCUACCAAAAUAUAAAAAAUGAAGAGGAAAAACUGAAUGUUCUGAAUGAUUUGAAGCUAGAAAGAGAGGAAAUGCAGAACCAACGAAGUGGAUCUAUAUUUGAUAUCAUGUCUAACCAACCCGUCCGUCGAGGAUUCUUACUUGGGUUUGCUACAAUGCAGCUAACAGCGUCUGUUUGGCCUGUCAUCUUCUACUCAACUGAUUUCCUGAUGGAGGCUGGUUUUUCAUAUGACCUAUCGGAAAGUGUCUCCACUGGAAUGCUUUUCUUGAGCACUCUGAGCACUAUUGCUGGUAUGUUCAUUGUUGAGAAAUUCUCACGGAAAUGGUUGCUAAUUGGAACUGCUAUUGUCAAUGUGGUGGCCAUCCUUGGGUUUGCAAUGAGUGCAAUUCUAUCGGAAUAUUGGAGUCCAAUUGCAUAUGGAUGCAUUGUUUGUCUUAUUCUUCAUGGCGCAUCUUACAGUGUUUCAAUGGGUCCAAUCGCGUGGUUUAUAACAUCAGAGUUGGUACCUAUCAAUUUUAGAGCAACUUCACAAUCUCUUGUGCUAGCACUCAAUCAUACAGUUGCUCUGAUUCUUGCAUUCUUGACAUUCCCACUUUACAAAACAAUAGGUCCUGUCACAUUGGUCAUUUUCUUUGUGAUACCGGGAGCUGUAUGCAUACUGAUGCUGAUAUUGUAUCUACCGGAGACCAAGGAUAAACAUAUCAACGAGAUAGUGGAACAAUUGAAAGAUUCAAAAGCUAGAAGAAAACAAUCACGAGCAGAGGAAAAUGAAGAAAGCUAUGGAAUGAAUAAAUUAGGAUAG
Molecule: messenger RNA, 1470 nt
Organism: Caenorhabditis remanei
Lineage: Eukaryota; Metazoa; Nematoda; Chromadorea; Rhabditida; Rhabditidae
Exons: 8
Coding region: 1-1470 (489 amino acids)
Biological process (GO): monosaccharide transmembrane transport
Cellular component (GO): membrane
Molecular function (GO): hexose transmembrane transporter activity
Source: RefSeq, a predicted model, not a curated record